AAACCAACCAACCAGCAGUGGCACUGCUCUCUCUCUCUCUCUCUCUCUCUCUCUCUCUAACAUGGCCGCCAUGUUAGAGCCACCGUUUUCAAACCCUCUCUUCUCUUCCAACAAUUCUCACAAUCUCAAAUUACUUCAAAAAAUCCCUCAAAACCCUAUUUUCCUCCCGCUUCUUCGCUCUCUCACCACCACCACAACCGCCGCCGCCGCCUGUUCCUGUUCUGCUAGAAAUGUCGACUCGCCGGACCCUGACCUCAGUCUAGUCAUUGCACGGGACCGAACCACCAAAGACCGCCGCAAAGUGGUCCGACUAGCCUGGGAGAAGCUGGUCCGAUGGUCUCGUUCUUGGAGGUCCAAGGCCAAGACCGACGUCCUUGAGCGUACUAAUAAGGUGGUGGUUCUUGGGGGUGGGUCUUUUGGAACAGCAAUGGCUGCCCAUGUUGCAGACAGAAAGGCUCAACUGGAAGUUAACAUGCUUGUACGUGAUCCGCAAAUAUGUCAAUCUAUUAACGAGAGGCACUGCAAUUUUAAGUAUUUCCCAGGACACAAGCUACCGGAAAAUGUCAUUGCAACAACUGAUGCCAAAGUUGCUUUGCUCAAUGCGGACUUUUGCCUCCAUGCUGUACCUGUGCAGUUCAGCUCAUCUUUUCUGGAGGGAAUUGCAGAUUAUGUUGAUCCAACCUUGCCAUUCAUCUCCCUCAGUAAGGGGUUAGAGCUUAAUACUUUGAGGACGAUGUCUCAAAUAAUCCCUCAAUCACUGAAGAAUCCUCGCCAGCCAUAUAUUGUACUAUCAGGGCCGUCAUUUGCAUUGGAAUUGAUGAACAAAUUGCCGACAGCAAUGGUGGUGGCAUCAAAAGACAAAAAACUGGCAAAUGCAGCCCAGCAGCUUCUAGCUUCCAGAAAUCUUAGAAUCAACACAUCAAGGGAUGUCACAGGGGUUGAAAUUGCAGGUGCACUAAAGAAUGUACUUGCAAUAGCGGCUGGGAUUGUGGAUGGGAUGAGUCUUGGUAAUAAUUCUAUGGCAGCUCUUGUUGCCCAAGGUUGUUCUGAAAUACGGUGGUUAGCGACAAAGAUGGGUGGGAAGUCAGCAACAAUAACUGGUUUAUCAGGAACUGGAGACAUUAUGCUUACCUGCUUUGUGAAUCUUUCAAGAAACCGAAAGGUUGGAGUUCGUCUUGGAUCAGGGGAAAGCCUCGAUGAUAUACUAAGUUCCAUGAAUCAGGUGGCUGAAGGUGUAUCGACGGCUGGAGCUGUGAUUGCUUUGGCACAAAAAUAUAAUGUCAAAAUGCCAGUUUUAACGGCGGUUGCUCGGAUCAUUGAUGAAGAAUUGACCCCAAAGAAAGCUGUUCUUGAAUUAAUGAGCCUUCCUCAGGUUAUAAUAAUAUUCUGUGAAGUCCAUUUGUGUACUAAUCACCAAACUCAUCACAAACAUCAAAUUUACCCCCCAAAGUGUUCAGUUAGAGGGUUACAACCCCUGAACUCAAAUGGAACCCGAAGUUAUAAUAACAUUUAGGUUACAAGUAGGAUCGCAAAUGAACCGAACUGCUUGUGAGCUCAACUCGAUAAGGGCUUAACUCGGCUCGGUUUGUUACGUUCGAGAUUUUUAGGCUUGUUUAAUAAACGAGGCAAGCACAAGCUAAAAUAAGCUUGUCUUGUAAAGCUCAGCUCGAUUAUUAUUUAUUUAAAUAACAGGAUAAAUAUAUUAUUUGUAUAUUAAAUGAUAUAUGAUGUGUUAUAAAUUCAUAUUGUAAAUAUAGAAUAAUAUUUAACGAGCCUACUGGGCUUGAUUAUCAAGGUGAACUUUUUCCUCA
Camellia sinensis is the source of this 1811-nucleotide messenger RNA. It is a transcript of the gene GLY1, whose product is annotated as NAD-dependent glycerol-3-phosphate dehydrogenase family protein. Gene Ontology annotation, cellular component: cytosol. Gene Ontology annotation, biological process: glycerol-3-phosphate catabolic process; carbohydrate metabolic process. Gene Ontology annotation, molecular function: glycerol-3-phosphate dehydrogenase [NAD(P)+] activity; NAD binding. The record is from RefSeq and is a predicted model, not a curated record. Lineage: Eukaryota; Viridiplantae; Streptophyta; Magnoliopsida; Ericales; Theaceae.